UGGUGGAUUCGUGGUGCUGAUGAUGUUGUACUACGAGAAGCAGUACAAUUUCUCUCUCUGAUCCGCGUCUCUGAUUUUCAUGCAUGCAAAGGGACAGAGGCGAGGGGUAUCAAUCAGGUCGUACAAGUAUCCGCAGCAGCAGCAGGCCAGUGUGAUUUCACUGCCACUCUGUUCCCUCCUCUCUCUCCUCAGCACGGGCUCCUCUCUCCUCCCUCGGCUUCCUCCUCCCCUCUCCCCUCCUCUCGCCUCGCACGACGCCAUUGCGGAGUGCGUGAGAGAGAGAGGCAGAGGUAAAGCGACGACGAGGAGGAAGAGAGAGACAGACUGAGACAGAGAAAGCCAAAGCGCGAAAGAGAGAGCGAGAGAAAAAAAAAGGAAAGUUAUCGGGCGAGGACGGCGUGAUCUUUUGGACGCCGGGGCGGGAGGGCGGCGACAAGCGAGGGCGUCGUGUGGCUUCGCCGGAUGGCGACGGAUUUGUGACGUUUUUGCCCGCGCUCUUCUUGACCCCCCCGCACCCCCGGUUUCAGGAGGUUGUGUACGUCCGCGGCUGGGCGGGCGGGCCGGCGAUGCUGCGGAGGAUGGUGUCCGACCCGGUCCCGGACUCCUCUGGCUCCGGCGGGGCCGGGGGCGGGGGCGGGGGCGGCGACGCCCGGCCCCGCGUCGGCGUUGGCAGCGGCGCCGCGCUCUUCGCCGUGCCGCGCCUCUUCGUCGGGUUCGCCGCCAAGCGCGUAGCGCCCGACGCGGAGUCGUCGAGGAGCCCGACGUCGCCGCUGGACCCCAAGGCGCUGCUGCUCCGGUCGCCGCGCUCGCCGCGGAUGACGUGGGGCGCGCCGGGCCUCGUCGACGCCCUCGCCGCCGACACCGCCGUCGCCGCCAACUGCCUGCUCAGCCCGCGCCUGCGCCUCGUCAGGCCGCACACCUCCCCGCCCAAGGACUGCGGCGGCGGGCACUCGCAGCCGGAGCUCGGCAAGACGAUGUCCUGCCCCGCCCCGGACACCACCGCGGCCGCGGCCGGCGGCGGCGGCAUGUCGGUGCCGUGCAGCAGGUUCCAGUUCCACCGCCACCACGGGGAUCUGAAGUCUGGUCCUGAGACCACUCGGUCGGAGUCGGAAACAGCCGCCGGCGCUCACCUCGUCAUCAGCAACGCCAGCAAGCGCCACUCGUUCGACCUCGGCAAGCUCCCGGGCCCGGGCUCGCUCCCCGCGGCGUCCACCGCCGCCCGGCGCUUCGUCGGCUCGGUGUCCGCGAGCGAGAUCGAGCAGUCGGAGGACUACACGCGCAUCAUCGCGCGUGGGCCCAACCCCAAGACGACGCACAUCUUCGGCGACUGCAUCUUGGAGCCCCGCACGGUCGGGGGCGGUGGCGACCACGAGGCCGCCGCCAUGGAGUCCGAGGAAGGAGCCGCCGGGUGCUGCUACUUCGUGGUCAAGUCCGCCGCGGCCGGCGCCGAUGACUUCCUCAGCUCCUGCUUCGCUUGCAAGAAGAAGCUUGAAGGCAACGACAUUUACAUCUACCGCGGCGAGAAGGCAUUCUGCAGCGCGAAUUGCCGGGACCAGGAGAUCCAGCUGGAAGAGGAAGCCGAGAACAAGACGGGCAGCGUGUCCCCUCGUUCCUCCUGCUCCUCCUUCCACGACGACAUCUUCAUGGCCGGCAUGGUGGUCGCCAUAUGACCUCCACCCACCCACCCGGCCGGCCGGCCCACCGUCCCUCCCUCCUCCCUCCUUGCACGACGACAGUGGGACAGGCGAUCCUAGCCGCCGAUUGUUCACGGUUCAGUGCACAUCGCCGCCGCCGCCGCCGCCGUCGUCGUCAGUCUGUUGCUUUUGGUUCAGCAAACUGUACGUGUGACGGAGGGAGCCGAGAAGGAAGAAACGGUGCUCAUGGUGGGUCACUGUCGCUAGUCCUGGGAACCUGCGGAGAUCUGUUUUUUUUUUUUUUCUGAAAGAAAGAGAGAGGAGAGAGGAGAGAGGAGGUCGCCGACUCGCCGUGCCACUGUAGUUUUGAUGCAAAGGCUGCCGGCCGGCCGGGCAGUGGUGCCCGGUGCCCCAAUCAUCCCUUUCCUUGCUCGCUUUUUCUACUCGUAGCAGCAGUGACUGUCCGUGUCUGCGCAUCGCAUUGCCUGCCUUGCCACAUUGCCACCCCUGUGUCUCUGAGAUAAUGACAUCGAGCUGCUUUGAGUCAUUUCCAUUGCUCUUUUUC
Molecule: messenger RNA, 2199 nt
Organism: Sorghum bicolor (sorghum)
Lineage: Eukaryota; Viridiplantae; Streptophyta; Magnoliopsida; Poales; Poaceae
Exons: 3
Coding region: 567-1670 (367 amino acids)
Source: RefSeq, a predicted model, not a curated record